UUUCUUCUGCUUCAGACUGCCGGCCGCCUAUACUCUAGACACGUUGAAUUUCCUACGCUCCACUCUCAGUUUCCUUCUUCCCGCAGCCAGCCGCUCACCGUCGAUACUACGCAAAGGUACGCCAGCCAUGACACAGACCGAGAGGCCCGCGCAUUUCACUCUUACCGAGGACGAGAUCAAGGCCAAGUUCCCCGAGCGCCUGCGCGGCUACGACCUGUUCCGCGCCAUGGGCAGCCCCAAGCACAUCGUGGCCCCCAUGGUCGACCAGUCAGAGCUUGCCUGGCGCAUGCUCUCGCGGCGCUACGGAGCCGACCUCUGCUACACGCCCAUGUUCCACGCAAAGAUGUUCUCGGACGCCAAGUCGUCAAAGUACCGCGACGAGCAGUGGCAGACAAACGAGACAGACAAGCCUGUGAUUGUGCAGUUCUGCGCCAACGAGCCUGACGCGCUGCUGGCGGCAGCCAGGCUGGUGGUGGGCGAGGCUGAUGCCGUGGACCUGAACCUGGGCUGUCCGCAGCACAUUGCCAAGCGUGGCCACUACGGGUCGUUCUUGAUGGAGGACUGGGAUCUGGUCAGCAAGCUGAUCCGCAAGCUGCACGAGAACCUGGAGAUCCCUGUGACCGCAAAGAUCCGCGUCUACCCCGAACUCGAAAAGACCAUCGCGUAUGCAAAGAUGGUCGAGGCUGCCGGCGCCCAGAUCAUCUGUGUGCACGGCCGCCUGCGCGAGCAGAAGGGCCACAAGACAGGUCUGGCGGACUGGGACAAGAUCAAGGCCGUCAAGGAGGCAGUCAGCGUGCCGGUGUUUGCCAACGGCAAUAUCCUGUACCAUGAGGACAUCCAGAAGUGCAUUGAUGCGACCGGCGUCGACGGCGUCAUGUCGGCCGAGACCAACCUGUACAACCCGGCGUUGUUCUCAGGCAAGGUCCUGCCGACGUGGCAGAUGGCCGAGGAGUAUAUCGAGAUCUGCAAACAGGUGCCGACCAAGAACUCGUUUGUGCGUGGCCACCUGUUCAAGCUGUUCCGGUACAGCCUGCCGAUACACACUGACCUCAGGCAGCAGUUGGCGCAGGCGCGCACUCCUGAGGAGGUCGAGCAGUUUGUGGGCGCUAUGAAGAAGCGGCUGAUGGAGGACGAGGAGAAGGAGGGCAAGUUCGAGCCCGGGAGCGUCGUGGCCGAUGAGUUUGGGUACAAAAAGUACCCUCACUGGAUCUGCCAGCCCGCAUUGCGCUUCGAGCACGACAAGGAGCACUCGCAGUCAAAGCGGCUGCUGAACGAGGCCAAGGCUAGCCCAGCCAAGCCCGAAGAAUCCAAGAAGACCGCUCGCGAGGAUGUCGAGGAGGCUGAUUCCAAUGCCAAGCGGCAAAAGGUCGCUGCUGCAUAGUGUAUUUAUCGUUUUCCUUUAAGCACAUAAAAUACUACCCUACUCAUUU
Messenger RNA from Linderina pennispora, 1430 nucleotides. RefSeq names its product Dus-domain-containing protein. NCBI's taxonomy places the organism in Eukaryota, Fungi, Kickxellomycota, Kickxellomycetes, Kickxellales, Kickxellaceae. Gene Ontology annotation, biological process: tRNA processing. The record is from RefSeq and is a predicted model, not a curated record. The coding region runs from base 128 to 1381 and encodes 417 amino acids. Gene Ontology annotation, molecular function: flavin adenine dinucleotide binding; tRNA dihydrouridine synthase activity. The transcript has a single exon.